Molecule: messenger RNA, 3451 nt
Organism: Cydia strobilella
Lineage: Eukaryota; Metazoa; Arthropoda; Insecta; Lepidoptera; Tortricidae
Gene: Bdp1
Exons: 9
Coding region: 229-2526 (765 amino acids)
Biological process (GO): RNA polymerase III preinitiation complex assembly
Cellular component (GO): transcription factor TFIIIB complex
Molecular function (GO): TFIIIC-class transcription factor complex binding
Source: RefSeq, a predicted model, not a curated record
GCUGUCAGCCGAGUCGAGUCGAAUCUAGAUUCUAUAUGGAUUCUAUUUUAUAGCUGCUUUCAAUCAAGCAUGCGCACGAAAUUUUACACGAAAAAGUUUUUUAAUACAUACAGUGUAAAUUUGACAUUAUACAAAAUAAGUUAAAUGCAAUGCAUUAAGCUAAAACCACGGUAUAUUAGACACAAAAAGGUUAUAACACAAUAACACCAGUGCAUACAAAGAUUCGCAAUGUCUACACGAAGAGCUAGAAUAAAAGCCGUAGCUUCACUACCGGUGAGGCGAAAAAAUGCGGAUAACCAAGUUAAAGAUGAAAAGCCUGUUAAAAGUCCAAAAACACCACGACCACAGGCUUCACAAGAUGAAGCUGCUAAAAUAAAAACUCCCGUGAAUAAAAUUGCUUCGCCUGUGCAACCGCCGCAAGAACAAUCUAAAACAGAUACUCCAAAACCUGCAGACACCAUUCUAUCACCGCCUCCUAAAAACUUACCAACGCCAGAUGUUAUAAGAACUCCAAAAUGCAGUGAAAAAGUGCCUGUUAUCACCUCAAUAUCACGACAGAGUUCAAACACGUUUGCCUCACCGUUGCGAUGGAGCAGCCCCGCUAGAAAAGCUGUGCCAUCACCAGUCAGGAACUCUCCGCAACCCAGAAUAUCUUCAAUAAUUACUGAGGUCAUAUUUGAGAGACUUGACUCCCCAAACAGUGUUCAAAGCAAUCCCCAUGCUACGGAAAAACAAGAGAAUGUUGCUGUGCCCUUACAGGAUUACAACCCACCUAGCAUUCCAGAGAGCAUCACAGAUGAAACAGGCAUGGAUGGUAUCAUUCCUCUGCAACCAACCCGCAGUGCACCCAAACCUCUAGAUUUGCUGAAGAAUGAGAUCAUAUCAGAGAAUGCUCAAGUACUGUUUGAUCCUAUAGUUCCUUUGCCAUCUCCAAGCAAAGUGCGUCCUAAGCUCAGACCUGCGCCCAGACUUGCACCACAUAGGAGGAAUAGUAUACAAGGUAGUGCGAGUGAGUCCGAGGACGAGAGUCGACGAGCGCUGCUCAACAGCGGCGCGCCGACGUCGGUCCCGACACGGCAACGACACGACUCCCACACUUCGCAUAGUACCCUGCAUUCCUUACCUAAUAGGGAGGUCAGCCGUAUUCGGCACGACUCUGUGUGCUCAGGUGUGAGCCAGCUCACCGCGCCGCCACCUGCUUCGCCGCUUAAAGAACGCCAUGUUACUAAAUGUCGCCGUCAAGAAAUGUCGCGCCGCAUCGCCGCAAUGCGCAGACGACGGGACCCGGUCAAGCGAGACGCGCUCACCAUGUACGACCUCAUCUUCUACAACCCCACCACCAACCCCAUCCUCCCAGAUCAAGACGAGCUGAAAGCCAAAGAGGCCAACCAGAAGGACGAAGAAGAGAGGAAAAAAGCGCCCGUAAUAGAAGAAGAUCCGGAUGAUCCAGACGACCCGCCGGGCGACGCCGCGCCAGUACCACAGAUCAAACUGGGACCGAAUGGGGAGAUCAUGUUAGAUGAACAGAGUUUGGUUAUAAAACAAACAGACAGCAAUCGCAAGCUGUCAUCGUCAGUGGUCCGAGAAGGCGCAUGGGGCGGCGGCGGCGGGCGCUACUCGCGCUCGGCGCGCACCGCGGACUGGAGCGAGGCCGAGACCGUACGCUUCUACCGAGCGCUCGCUGCUGUCGGGACGGACUUCACGCUCAUGGCGCCGCUGUUUCCUGACAGGAAUAGGAGAGAUCUUAAGAUUAAAUUCAAAAAAGAAGAAAGACUGAACGGUGCGCAAGUAGACAAGGCAUUGCGCUCGCAAACAGCCUGGGACGCCGUAGGCCUCGAAGACGUGUUCUCACGGGAGCGCGAGGCCGCCGCGCGCCGCGCCGAGGCCGAGAGAGAACAACUACAAGAGGCAAGAAGAGCGCAGCGGGAGCGAACAAGGGCCUUGCAACACAUGCGCGUCAGGAACAGUCGUGGAGGAAAAGCUCUAGAAACAGUCCCAGAACCCGCACCUCGCGAGCUCACCACCGCCGACGACUUCAUCCAGCACGCGCUGGCCUCUAAACCGCGCAGGAAGCGCAAAACUCCCGACGCGGCCGCCACUCCCAACCGCGACAACCCGCAGUUAAAAAACACCACGAAAAUGCCACCUCUCACCAACGUCGCCAGAAUAGACCCGCCUACAUCACAAGUACCUCCGAACAUCGAGGCCGGCUCAUUAGUGGUCCUAACAGUCAACGAUCCAAAGUCACCCACAAAGAAGAUGCUACAGACUUAUAUCUCCCGUGGCGCGGGCCAGUUAACUCCAGUGGCCUUACCACCUAAUUUACUUACUUCUGUCAUGGGAUAUGUGAAGAAAGGAACGCCUAGAAGCAACGUGUCGUCGGCAUCGUCACCCCUGUUGUCGCCGGCAAGUGUAGCCAGUGCGGAUAGUAGAACCUCGGCUAGUAAUCUAACUAGUGUUAUACAAGUGAAUCCGAGCCCUAAUAAGAGGCAGAGACACAGUUCUUAUACUAUUACGCAGCUUUAGUAUUAAGUUUUAAUUGUUUGCUUUUAAAUAUUUAUACCAUUUUGUGUGUACACGGAAUCGUGAUCAUGUUUAAACUUGUGAAGUCUAUAAAUAAUACAAUUUUGUAUUGCUUGGACCGAAUGAAAGAAAUUUUAUCAUGCAAAUUGAUUUUAAUGCCAACGCCCAUUUCACUAUUUUUAAUAAAAUUGGUCCUAGCUAGGAAAGAAAUUAGAUAUUUUUGUAUAGUAUGGAACAGACCUGUACCGCGACAGGAGAUAAUACGGUGUUUUACACAUCUAUACUUGCAGCCAGCAACAGAAGUGUUCAAAUCAUUUUGAACACCUUGUCGUUUAGCCACUACCGCUGCUGUAUUUGCUAUAUUUUGCAUUAGCUACUCUACCCCACCACGCAUAACUACAGCACAGCAAUGACUGUAUCAAUAAGUGACAUUUGAAAACUCAAUUCUAAGUUUAAACUAUCGAUUUUCCAAUACCUGGCGCGUCGAAUGAUGAUCCCUUUGAAAGUUAAUUUUUAUACUCUCGGGCCCAUUUCUCUAACGAUAUUAGACUAAUAUUAUUGGUGUGUUGCUACGAUUUAACAGGGGCCCAUUUCUCGAAUGAUAUUAAACUAAUAUUAUUAGUCCAUGAACUGUCAAAUCAUAUGGGUUGCCAUGUGUUUAGGUCUCUCAGGAGGAAAAUGGAAACUAGCGUAAUUUAUUUUUAGACAUAACUAAUUGUUAUCAGUCGGUACAAGGGUUUAAGAGUAAGUGCUUAAAACUAAAUCCUAUGCUAAAAAUUGAAGAGCGCCGUAGCGCACAACACACUAAUAAUAUUAGACUAAUAUCGUUCGAGAAAUGGGACCCAGUUCGUGGACUAAUAAUAUUAUUCUAAUACCUUUCGAGAAAUGGGACUCAGCUGUCACGAAAAAUGUUUUUAAAUAGCUCAAU